Messenger RNA from Chanos chanos (milkfish), 3684 nucleotides. RefSeq names its product IQ motif and Sec7 domain ArfGEF 1a (gene iqsec1a). The transcript is spliced from 16 exons. Gene Ontology annotation, biological process: actin cytoskeleton organization; regulation of ARF protein signal transduction. Lineage: Eukaryota; Metazoa; Chordata; Actinopteri; Gonorynchiformes; Chanidae. Bases 1 to 3684 code for a protein of 1227 amino acids. The record is from RefSeq and is a predicted model, not a curated record. Gene Ontology annotation, molecular function: guanyl-nucleotide exchange factor activity.
AUGGAGAGUCCGACAACGGAGAAUCCAACCAAGGCUGCUGAGUAUUUGAAGGAGCUCAAUAAAAUAAUAGAGACACAACAGGAGUUGCUGGAGAAGCAAAAGAUUCGCAUUGAAGAGCUCGAACAGCAAGUUACGGAUCUGUGUAACGAGAAUAUCUGCUUGAAAGAAGAGUAUCAGCGGCAUCUGCUUAGUUGUAGGCUGCAACAGGGCAACAGUCAUACAACGUUAGGAUGCAUAACGGAAAAUGUCACACAAGAAAAAUCAGAAUGUUGCAGCUCAAGACUUGUCAGGCACACGUCACUGCCACUGGAGGCCUCAGACAGUGUCAGUGGUCUGGUGUGCAGGAGAGUGUACCCAUGCCGCCAGUGGAAAUCUGCGUCAUUUGGUGUGGAGGGGGAGGUUCAGAGCUCUGAGCCUGGUCCAUCUCUGGACAGAGGAACCGUAUAUGGUCGCGGGCCUGCAACUCAUGGUUCUGCCAUCAGUCCGGAUCAGGUUGACGGGUCGCUCUACGGUCACGUGGUUCAGCCGGGCCCUCAGCGUCCACGACGACCCAAACUCCAGCACUCCCAGUCCAUCCUGCGUAAACAGGCUGAGGAGGAAGCCAUCAAACGCUCACGCUCGCUCUCUGAGAGCUACGAGCUCUCCACGGACCUGCAGGACAAACAGGUGGAGAUGCUAGAGCGCAAAUAUGGGGGACGUUUCAUAACGCGCCAUGCAGCUCGUACCAUUCAGACAGCGUUCCGACAGUACCAGAUGAACAAGAACUUUGAGCGUCUCAGGAGCUCCAUGUCAGAGAACCGCAUGUCCCGGAGGAUUGUUCUGUCCAAUAUGAGGAUGCAGUUCUCCUUUGAAGGCCCUGAGAAAGUCCACAGCUCCUUCUUCGAGGGUAAACAGGUCUCGCUUACAGACGAUGGGACAGAGAUCGGGGCAAUGGUGCAAACAGAGUGUGGAGACAUGGUCCAGGCCAACAUGGCAUCUCCAACAAAUCAGAACGACCUCAGUGACGCCAUUACAGAGUUAGAGGACGCGUUUUCGCGGCAGGUGAAGUCACUUGCGGAAUCCAUCGAUGACGCUCUGAACUGUCGUAGUCUCCAUGGAGAUGAGGAGCCAGUCGAGCAGCAGUCAGUGGACAUGGAGAGAGAUUUGCCGUAUUCAGUUAAACCACCUCACAAUGACGACCGUCAAAAACUGGAUGACAUGAUGGCAUCCUAUAGCGAUGUGACGCUCUUUAUCGACGAGGAGGAACUUUCCCCCCCAGUCCGGCUCUCACGCGCUAUGGACCAGCGGUCCAGCACAGAGUCCGACCAGCGGCUCCCGUCCGUCUCCUCUUCCCAGGAUUACUGGUCUCUGGAUCCCAAGGACGAUAAAGCGGACACAGACACAAGCUGUCGAAGCACUCCGUCGCUGGAGAGCCAAGAACCGAGGCUCCGCAUGGAUCAUCUCCCACUGCUGACCAUCGAGCCUCCCACCGACAGCUCUGCAGACGUUAGCGAUCGCUCGGACCGCAGCUCAGUAAAGCGGCAGAACGUUUACGAGCGAAACGUGGCUGGCCCGCAGGCCAGUCCUAAACACAUCUCUCACGGACUGCCCCCUAGAGCUCCCUCUCGAGAUGAGGAGCCAAUCAGACACAGGCACCGACAGCUGGAGAGCCACUUGGCCAUCAACGGGAACCGGCAGAGCAAGUCGGAGUCAGACUUCUCUGACGGGGACAACGACAGCAUCAACAGCACGACAAAUUCAAACGACACAAUAAACUGCAGUUCAGAGUCGUCGUCCAGAGACAGCCUUAGAGAACAGACCCUCAGUAAGCAGACGUACCAUAAAGAGACGCGUAACAGCUGGGACUCGCCUGCCUUCAGCAACGAUGUUAUCCGCAAGAGACACUACCGCAUUGGCCUCAACCUCUUCAACAAAAAGCCAGAGAAAGGUAUUCAGUACCUGACAGAGAGAGGCUUUGUUCCGGAUGCCCCCGUGGGCGUGGCCCACUUCCUUUUGCAGAGGAAGGGGCUUAGUCGACAGAUGAUUGGAGAGUUUCUGGGUAACCGGCAGAAACAGUUCAACAGAGAUGUUCUUGACUGUGUGGUUGAUGAGAUGGACUUUUCUGGAAUGGAGCUGGAUGAGGCGUUGCGGAAAUUCCAGGCUCACAUCCGAGUCCAAGGAGAGGCACAGAAAGUGGAACGUCUGAUUGAAGCUUUCAGCCAACGCUACUGUAUCUGUAACCCCGGCAUUGUUCGUCAGUUCAGAAACCCAGACACCAUCUUCAUCUUGGCUUUCGCCAUCAUCCUCCUCAAUACGGACAUGUAUAGCCCCAACGUCAAGCCCGAACGCAAGAUGAAACUGGAAGACUUCAUCAAAAACCUUCGAGGUGUUGAUGAUGGUCAGGACAUUCCACGCGAGAUGUUAAUUGGUAUUUAUGAGCGAAUCCGACUGCGUGAACUAAAGACCAAUGAGGACCACGUCUCUCAGGUGCAGAAAGUGGAAAAACUCAUUGUUGGGAAGAAACCGAUUGGAUCGCUACAUCAUGGACUAGGAUGUGUACUGUCGCUACCUCAUCGUAGGCUGGUGUGUUACUGCCGUCUGUUUGAAGUGCCAGACCCCAACAAACUGCAAAAGCUGGGUCUGCAUCAACGUGAGAUCUUCCUGUUCAACGAUCUCCUGGUGGUUACCAAGAUUUUUCAGAAGAAAAAGAACUCUGUGACAUACAGUUUCAGGCAGUCUUUCUCUCUUUAUGGGAUGCAAGUACUGCUCUUUGAAAAUCAGUAUUACCCAAAUGGAAUCCGUCUCACGUCGGCCAUUCCAGGCGCAGAUAUCAAAGUGCUCAUCAACUUUAAUGCUCCCAACCCUCAGGACCGCAAAAAAUUCACAGACGACCUGCGAGAGUCCAUUGCUGAGGUUCAGGAAAUGGAGAAAUACAGGAUAGAGUCGGAGCUGGAGAAACAGAAAGGUGUGGUGAGGCCCAGUAUGUCCCAGAGCAUGUCUGGUCUGAAGAAAGAGGCAGGAAACGGCAGCAUGAGCCGCGCCAGCCUCGACGACACUUACGCCAUGGGGGAGGGGUUAAAGAGGAGCGCGCUCAGUAGCUCCCUCCGCGACCUCUCGGAAGCAGGCAAGCGUGGGCGUCGCAGCAGUGCAGGAUCACUAGACAGCAAUAUGGAAGGCUCCAUCAUUAGCAGUCCCCACACACGUCGGAGAGCCCCCUCCACCCGUGAGAACCUUCAUUACCGCCCCCGUCCACCUGUAUCCAACUCUUCCUCCAUCCUUGGCUCGCUCUUUGGCAGCAAGCGGGGGAAGCCUUCCUCCCAGAGCUACCCUCCUCCUCCUCCUCAUUCUCAUCAUCACCCAGACCAUCCAACACUCAUCUCACACACACCCCACCCAGCCAAUCUCCACCACACAGCACAAGUGGAGGCUCAAGCUCACCCCCACCACUCACAAUACUGUCACAUAUCCCAAAAACCUCCACCUUACCAUCACCAUCAUCACUACCGGCCCCCUGCACACAGUCAGCACGGCCCCCCACUCUUCCAGCAGCACCCCUCCCACAGCCAACAUGCCGGCUACACACAACACCAUACUCCACAUUCCCAGCAUGCACCUCACCACCAUCAUCACCACCACCACAGAGAACCGGCAGUGCCCCCUGGUGGCGCCAAACCCAAACACAGCGGCAUCAGCACCGUGGUGUGA